AUGUGGCUGCGUCGACGGAUCGCUGGUCGUGGCGCACGUUGCGCGCACCUUUUGACGUCACCCUUCGUAUCGUCUGCUCCCUUCAGCAGUAGCACCGCUGGCUCUUCGCACGACGUCGACAACGGUCAUGUGCGCCUCGCGAAGCUGAUGACUCAGAAAGGUCUCUGUUCGCGUCGCGAAGCAGAGGCGUACAUCCAAGCUGGCGAUGUGCUUGUCAAUGGCGAGCGAGUGCAGGCGGACUGGCUCAAAGUGCCUCUCGACACUGACGUCCGUCUAGACUGUCGAGCUCAGCGACAUCAGCACAAAAAAGUCACGCUCGUGCUGAACAAACCAUUGGGCUUUGUCUCGUCUCAGCCCGAGCCGAACAAGACACCAGCGGUUCGCCUGCUCACGUUUGAGAACGAGUGUCGAGAACUGAGUCGCGUCAAGCCUCGACAGAGUAUUGAGCCCGUUAACUUGUGGAAAAUGGCCGUCUGUGGCCGUCUGGAUGUCAACUCGACGGGGCUGUUGCUUUUCACACAAGACGGAAAGGUGGCGAAACAGUUGCUGGACCCCAAGAGCGGGAUCGAGAAGGAAUACCUCGUGCGCGUAGACGUCGAGUUGGAUCCGGUGCGUGACGAGAUGCAGGAGAAGCUAGAGGUGCUGCGGGCUGGUGUGACGUCCGAAGAAGGCAUUACGUACCGAGCCAAGUCAGUGGAAGUACUGAACGCGAAUCAAUUGCGGGUGAUUCUUACCGAAGGAAAGAACCGGCACAUUCGUCGCAUGUGUGAGCAUGUCGGGCUGCGUGUGACGGCUCUCAAGCGCGUCCGAAUUGGAGGCGUGAAGCUCGGGUCACUGCCUGUCGGACAGUGGCGGUAUUUGCAACCGACUGACAGAAUCUAG
Messenger RNA from Hyaloperonospora brassicae, 882 nucleotides. Lineage: Eukaryota; Oomycota; Peronosporomycetes; Peronosporales; Peronosporaceae. The record is from the annotation of a GenBank genome assembly.